GCGGGCAGCUGGCUCAAGUGCUGCUGAGGCGUCCAGGAGAGCCUGAGAGGAGCGAGAGGCGGAGAGGGGAUCCAUAUAGAGGCACGCAGCAGGCAGGGAAGAAGGAGCAUCGGCUGAACCCGAAAGAAAGGGGAGCUGAGAGGAGAGAAAGAGGGGUAGAGUUGAGGGACUGCGCGGGCAGUGAAAAGGAGGAGGGGCUGGGGUGAUGCGGAGGACGCCUUUAAAGCCAGGUGAACCGCGCAGAGUUGCAGGCACCUGACAAAAGGGCGCGCAAGCUUGACGAGAAACGCGGGGGCCCCGCUUAGGCACCAGCAGCGCAUCUCUGGGCGAGGAAAAGCAAGAAGGGCGCGCAGUCACGGAAAGGGCGCGAGUGGUCCAGCGAGCCGAAAGGCACGUGCUGCUGACUGCGCUGCGCACUCAACAGAAAGUGGCGAGGGAGCGAGGCUGAGCUGCCUUCGGCGUCUGUGGGCUUGGAGAGGCGCGCGUAGGGAGGAAGGCGACCCUCUUGGAAAGCCGACCCAGCCAGGGUUCACGCUCUCAGGGCUCCCCACACGAGCAGCAGCAGCAGCUCCCGAGAUUGGCUUUGGAGCGCCAGCCGCCCCGAGCAGGCUCUCGGAGAGCCGCAGCGCAACCAUGAGCGCCUGCAGAGCCAUUGGAGGCUUCCACGCGUGGGACUACGUGGUCUUCGCGGCCAUGCUGCUGGUCUCCGCGGUCAUCGGCAUUUAUUACGCCUUCGCCGGCGGCGGGCAAAAGACCUCCAAGGACUUCUUGAUGGGAGGCCGGAGCAUGACGGCUUUGCCCGUGGCGCUCUCUCUGACCGCCAGCUUCAUGUCGGCCGUGACCGUGCUGGGCACUCCGUCCGAGGUCUACCGCUUCGGGGCCAGGUUCGCCGUCUUCGCCCUCACUUACGGGUUCGUCGUGGUCCUCAGCGCAGAGGUGUUCCUGCCCGUCUUCUACCGCUUGGGUAUCACCAGCACCUACGAGUAUUUGGAACUUCGAUUUAAUAGAUAUCUGCGGCUGUGUGGGACAAUGUUCUUCAUUGUAAUGACAAUAUUGUACACAGGAAUUGUCAUUUAUGCUCCAGCCUUAGCUUUAAAUCAAGUUACAGGAUUUGACUUGUGGGGUGCAGUGGUUGCAACAGGAGUAGUCUGUACUUUCUAUUGCACUCUGGGUGGUCUAAAGGCAGUAGUUUGGACAGAUGUUUUCCAAGUUGGAAUAAUGGUAGCUGGGUUUUCAUCUGUAAUUAUACGUGCUGUGGUGGUUCAAGGUGAUAUUGGACGUAUUCUAAAUGAUUCCUAUCAUGGAGGAAGAUUAAAUUUCUGGGACUUUGAUCCUAAUCCUUUGAAAAGGCACACAUUCUGGACAAUUACUGUAGGUGGGACUUUCACCUGGCUUGGUAUAUAUGGAGUCAACCAGUCUCAAGUUCAGCGUUACAUUGCCUGCAAAACCAGAUUUCAAGCAAAACUAGCUCUUUAUAUAAAUCUUCUGGGACUAUGGGCAAUUCUUGCCUGUGCAGUGCUAUGUGGAUUAGCAAUGUAUUCCAUUUAUAAGGAUUGUGAUCCAUGGACAGCAAAAUGUGUGUCAGCACCAGAUCAGCUCAUGCCAUAUUUGGUACUGGAUAUUCUGCAACAGUUUAAAGGCAUGCCAGGCCUUUUUGUGGCUAGUGCUUACAGCGGAACAUUAAGUACAGUGUCCUCUAGCAUCAAUGCUUUAGCAGCUGUGACAGUAGAGGAUCUGAUUAAACCUUACUUCAAAUCACUCACUGAAAGGAAAUUCUCUUGGAUUUCUAAGGGGAUGAGUCUGUUUUAUGGUGGAGUGUGCAUUGCUAUGGCUGCCUUGGCAUCACUUCUAGGAGGUCUGUUACAGGCAGCUCUUAGUAUUUUUGGCAUGGUUGGUGGACCUCUUCUGGGACUAUUUUCUUUGGGCAUCCUUUGUCCCUUCGCCAAUCCUGUGGGUGCAUUUGUAGGUCUCAUUGGUGGAUUUACUGCUUCCCUUUGGGUUGGAAUUGGAGCUCAAAUAUACCAUCCACUUCCCCACAGUACUAUGCCAUUAAGUCUUACAACCAUAGGCUGCAAUACAACCAGCCCAGGAUCAGGAGGCACCUGGACUGCAGCUACAGAGCUACCAGCAUUAACAGCUUCUUUGAACAUCCAAGCUACUGAGAGACCUAUCCUUGCGGAUUAUUGGUAUUCGUUAUCCUAUCUGUACUUUAGUACCCUUGGAACAUUGGUCACAAUUUUUGUGGGAGUAAUUGUCAGCCUCCUGACAGGAGGAUUACGGCAGAAUGUAGAUCGGAAAUAUAUGCUUACCAGGGAGGAUUUCCUGUCCAACUUCUCAUUUUUGAAACCUAAGCAAGAUGAGAAAGUCAAAGUUUUGACCUGGAAGCCUUUCCCGAUGACAGAUGAAGGAAUUGACAAUCCAGCUUUCAAUCAUAUUGAAAUGAACGUCACAGACAAUAAAGAAAAAGUCAAUGGUGCUCAUAUAUGAAAAUCAAUGGUGCUCAUAUAUGAAAAUCCCCUUGGAAUCUGUGCUGAGACUGGUAGCUACUUCAGGUUUCUGUUUAUAGAGGCAGGAUAAAGUUGAUCUCAGGUGCCUAAAGCAACACCCAGAAUUCCCAUGAACAAUUUUAGUCUCCCAUCCUACCAGCAUAAUGGGCAAAAGCCACUUUUUAGCCUGGCUUUUUAAUGAUAUCUAGUUUUAAUGGUUUAAAUGUGUGUUUUUUUAAAAUUAUUUUAUUAUGUGUGUUUUAUUUUAAUGUAAACCGCCCUGGGCCACCUUAGGAAGGGCGGUAUAUAAAUUGAAUGAAAUAAUUAAUGAACAAAUAAAUAAAAGUCCUAGCUAAGAUUUACUUCAUCUUAGCUCAGAGGCAUAUACUUGAAGUAAAGAAUAAGUUGGACAAUAUGUACAGUAACUGAAAAAAGACUGCCAGUGGUGAGUAAUAUAUGGAAAAUUAUCUAUCCCUCCCUCCCAGGAAGAGUGAAAUAAGAACUAAGUUGCAAAUGUAUUUGACCUGACUUAACGUUUUGUUCUCCAGGAGCUUUUCGAAACAGCAGGCUUUACUGCAAGUUUGAAGUUGCCCCCCAAAAUGGGCACACAAAGUGGGCACACCCUUACCCCUGAUACAAAUCAGGCUAUACUCUUACAUGCAGUGAAAAAUCCGAAUUGUUUGUGAAGUGCUCCCUGGUAUCUUGCAGGGACUUCAGGAUAAAUCUGGCCAAUAUGUGAACACACUCCCUCCAUUCCAGAGGAAAUGCGAGCUAAAAGCCAGGUGUGAAAAACUUCCAAGUGGUCAUGAUUCCUCAUUCACUGGUUUGAUUUUCCAAUGAAUUAUUCCUAUUCCUAGGUAAAAAUGAAACCAGAAAGAAGCAUCUCUGAUGUAAGGGAUUAUAAUAUGGCAACAAUCAAGAUAUGUGGUCCUAUGAGAAACUGUUGUCAAAAAUACUUAUUUUUAAUCAAUUUAUUUUCAGCCUGUUGAGCUCAUGGAAAGGGAUUCCAUCUAUUACUGUGUGGUUUAGGAUUUUGUACGCUGUUAAACAAUCACAUCAAACUCCCCCAAAAUCAAAAUUCUUGCAAAAAAUCUGACAUUUUAUAAGCAAAAUAAAGUAUACACAUUUGGUGAUUUAUUAAAAAUUUUAGUUUCUUUGGCAAAGAAUACAGUUCAGUCAUUGGAAAUAAAACAUAAAACAGAAUACCAAAAAUAAUAAAAUAAACAUUCAAGAGGCAAAGAAAUUCAUACAAACGAAUCUCAUAGAAUAAUAAUAGCCCAACAAUGGCUGAUCUACAAUCUAGAGACUAUAUUAAACAAAGUAUUUUUGGCAUUGCCAAGGCAAAUGUAACCACUGCACACACAAAAACACUUUGUCGCUAUUGGCCAAGAGAAAUGGCAAUUUCUGUUAGUUGGAUCAGUCUUAUAAUCUCAUGGGAGUUUCUAUAUAAGUCUAUUCUGAAAGUUCUCAUAAAUAACACAAUGGAAUGUGUAAUGAAGAAUAUUCCCCACUGUCUUAUCUCCUCAAAUACAAUGAUGCACACUGAAAGGCAGUUUGAUAUCUUUCAUAUAUAAUGGUUGGAGACAUUUGCCAGAAUUUAAGAAAGGGUAAGCCCUUGUAAGUCAAAUUUAGAGAGUUUUAGUAGGCAAACUUUACAAUUGAUACUAAUUUUACAUAGGUAACAAGUUUUUUAGAAUGCUAUUGUGAAAAAAUUAUCCAAUCAUGUUCAAUAUAAUCCCCCAAAUUUUAAUAUUAUGUAAGAUCUGGACAUAGUUUCUAAAAUUUUAAAGACUGAUGCCACUAACCUCUGUGUAACUUUCAAAAUUUUAAUACAUCUUGUUCUCCCUAUAAUUAUUUUUGUAAAUGUCUGGACUAUGUGAGGAGACAAAAUGUUUACUUGCAUCCUCCAAGUAGGCAUGUCACAGAUCACUUGAUGCUGGUUAUAACUGGUUUUAGCUUCUGUUGCUAAUGGAGAGAAGCUAGCUGCAAGAGUCCAAAACAGAUCUUUUUCUUGUCUUAGGGAAGCUCACUAUAACUAGCUUCCAUGAAAUACCAUGUGUUCUGUCCCAUUUUAUAUGAAACUUGAACUGAAUACUGGUAGGUCAAAAUCUAAUAGAAAGACCCAGUAUGGUGAGUAGAAAAAGUGCUGGGACUUGGAAAGGGAAGAUUGGAUUUGUAUCUCUAAUCAGUCCUAAAAUUCAUUGGGCGGUCAAUUGAGUCCAGUAGACAGGCUGCUUAACUUUGUGUUAAUUUGUGGAUUAUAGUAACAGAAUUUAACUUUUCAAAAUAUGAUUUUAUUUUGUCUGUAGUGGAACCUAAAUAAUGUAUUAAAGCAUAUUUUGAUUUUUAAACUUGAUUUUGCAGUUUCAUGUCUGCAAUGAAGAUCUAGCAUUGCAUCUACAAUUUAAAGAUGAGGAUUUUGGUUGAGCAGUUGUUUUC
Messenger RNA from Hemicordylus capensis (graceful crag lizard), 4925 nucleotides. Its product is annotated as sodium-coupled monocarboxylate transporter 1-like. The record is from RefSeq and is a predicted model, not a curated record. Gene Ontology annotation, molecular function: organic acid:sodium symporter activity. Lineage: Eukaryota; Metazoa; Chordata; Lepidosauria; Squamata; Cordylidae. The transcript has 15 exons. Gene Ontology annotation, cellular component: membrane. Gene Ontology annotation, biological process: sodium ion transport; propanoate transmembrane transport. Bases 634 to 2487 code for a protein of 617 amino acids.